AAGAAGAAGUUAGCCGUUAGCUUCCCGGUGCUGCAGGCUCUGGUUCUAUCUCUAGCUGAUCAACAUGGUCCAACUAGUAGGUUCCCUUCGAAAAGAGCUGGCUGACUCGCUUUCCACCUGCAAGGUGCUUGUGGUGGGAGCGGGAGGGAUCGGCUGCGAGCUGCUGAAGAACCUCGUCCUCACCGGCUUCAAAAACAUCGAAGUGAUCGACUUGGACACAAUUGAUGUGAGCAACCUGAACCGACAGUUCCUCUUCCAGAAGAAGCAUGUGGGCAAGUCUAAAGCACAGGUGGCCAAGGAGAGCGCCUUGCAGUUCUGCCCCUCUGCAAACAUCACUGCCUACCACGACAGCAUCAUGAAUCCUGACUACAAUGUGGAGUUCUUCAGAAAGUUCAUGCUGGUGAUGAAUGCUCUGGAUAACAGAGCGGCCCGUAACCAUGUGAACAGGAUGUGUUUGGCAGCAGACAUCCCUUUGAUAGAGAGUGGCACCGCUGGAUACCUGGGACAAGUCUCAGUCAUCAAGAAGGGAAUGACAGAGUGCUACGAGUGCCAACCGAAGCCCACACAGAAGACUUUCCCAGGAUGCACCAUAAGAAACACGCCGUCUGAGCCCAUUCACUGCAUCGUCUGGGCCAAGUAUCUCUUCAAUCAGUUGUUUGGAGAAGAAGAUGCAGAUCAGGAGGUUUCCCCUGACACAGCGGACCCAGAGGCAGCAUGGAAACCCGAAGACACAGCAGCUCGAGCCACAGCUUCAGAAAAAGACGGGGACAUCAAGCGUGUCUCCACCAAGCAAUGGGCCCGCUCCACCGGAUACGACCCCGUCAAACUCUUCAACAAGCUUUUCAAAGAUGACAUCAUGUACCUGCUGACCAUGGACAAGUUGUGGAAGAAGAGGAAAGCUCCCAUACCUCUAGACUGGCAGCAGCUAGAGAACAAUGCGUCUCCUAAGGAUGAGACUCCAGUCUCAGGUUUGAAGGACCAGCAGGUUCUGGGCGUUUGGGGCCACUGCCAACUGUUCCAGCACAGCGUGGAGACGCUCCGAUCACAGCUGCAGGAGAAAGGAGAAGGAUCUGAACUCGUCUGGGACAAGGACGAUCCUCCCGCCAUGGACUUUGUUACCGCGGCAGCCAACUUACGUAUGCACAUCUUCAGCAUGAACAUGAAGAGUCGCUUUGAUGUCAAAUCCAUGGCAGGUAACAUCAUCCCAGCUAUUGCAACGACCAACGCUGUCAUCGCAGGACUCAUCGUACUGGAGGGCCUCAAGAUCCUGUCUGGGGAACUGGAAUCCUGUCGCACGAUCUUCCUGAACAAGUGUCCCAACCUCAGGAAGAAGCUGCUGGUCCCGUGCAUCCUGGACCCGCCCAGCGCCAACUGCUACGUCUGCGCCACCAAACCUGAAGUCACAGUCAAACUCAACGUCCACAAAACCAUGGUCCUCGUCCUGCAGGACAGGAUCCUGAAGGAGAGGUUCGGCAUGGUGGCUCCAGAUGUGCAGAUAGAAGAUGGUAAAGGGACCAUCCUCAUCUCUUCAGAGGAAGGAGAGACAGAAGCCAACAACAGCAAAUUUCUUUCUGACUUCGGGAUCCGUAAUGGCAGCCGACUGCAAGUCGACGACUUCCUCCAAGACUACACGCUCCUCGUCAACGUCCUGCACACCGAGGAACUGGAGAGGGACGUGGAGUUUGAGGUAGUCGGCGAGGCCCCAGACAAAGCCCCGCCCCCUCAGAGUAAGCAGGAAGACGUUAACAGCAUCACCAACGGCAACAAGGACACCGCCCAGCCGUCCACCUCCUCUAAAGCUCCAGCAGAGGACGACGACAUCAUGAUCGUGGACUCUGAUGAGGAGGAAGGGGCGUCGUCCAGCUCGGCGGCAGCAGCGGCGAACAGCAGCGCCAAGAGGAAGCACUCGGAUGCAGAAACAGGCGAGACCUCCACCAAGCGCCCACGGACUGACUCAAGCGCAGCGGCCGCCCCUACCGACAAUGAUGACGAUGACAUCAUUGCUCUGGACUAACACACACCCCCCCUUCCUCUCCCCGCGCGGUCUCCUGAAGGACUGAGAACUCUUUGAACGCUUGUCAUUUUGACUCGAGACAAACCAGUAGGCUUAAAAUAAAAACACCUCUUUUAUGAAGAACAAUUUACUGCCCAGUUCAUCUUUCGCCACUUCCCAUCACCUCCACCCCCUCCCCCACCACCACCCAACUCUGUGUUUGUGCUUUCAUACUCCCUCUCCUCUCCUCUCCUCACACGAUGCUGUAAAUAGAUUCUACAAUUUAAAAACGUUUUGAAAAAAAUACGUACAAUUUUUUUUGUUUGGUUAUUUUUAUUCAUU
Scomber japonicus (chub mackerel) is the source of this 2335-nucleotide messenger RNA. RefSeq names its product ubiquitin-like modifier activating enzyme 2 (gene uba2). Lineage: Eukaryota; Metazoa; Chordata; Actinopteri; Scombriformes; Scombridae. The record is from RefSeq and is a predicted model, not a curated record. The transcript is spliced from 17 exons. Gene Ontology annotation, molecular function: SUMO activating enzyme activity. Gene Ontology annotation, biological process: protein sumoylation. The coding region runs from base 65 to 2014 and encodes 649 amino acids. Gene Ontology annotation, cellular component: cytoplasm; SUMO activating enzyme complex.